UGUAAAAAAUCGAUGUUAUUCGUUGUUCGCGCGGCCGCGAGAUUAUAUGGCGUUUCUCGUUCCUGAGUUUUGCUCGAUCGUUGCAAGAAUUAAACGACAUCCCGCGAUAAAUUUCUGACUGAACGUGAGGUGUGAUUGGAUAACUUGAGAUUAUUAUUCGAGACACAUAACCUGCUCCGACAUUACCGUUUCGUUCGUCGAAAGUGCGUGUUAUAAUUUAUUAAUUAUAUUGUUUUUGAUUGUAUUAUAACAGGUAACAGAAAUGUCGGCUAAAAGAUCAGCAACAACAGAUUUGAAUCAUGACAACUGGAACGAAGAACAUGAACCAGAGGAAGUGGGCACAUUUGUAAAAGCAUCUAAUGAUGUACUUGAGAAAAGAGUCUUUAAAACAGCCAGACGUCGGUUGCCACAAAGUAAUGAUGAAGGAGCCACUAAGAGUGCAUUUGGAACAUUUACAGGUUUCAAAACUACUCCUGUAACAAAUACGUCUCCAUUUAGUUUUCUAGCUAAUACGAGCACCAGCACGAGUACUUCUGCACUAAUGACCAGUUCGUACACAGGCAGUAAGAAUAUUGCAACCAAUGGUGCUUCUAAGAUCUCGAAAACUGACAAAGACAAAGAUGAUGAUAUUGUUGAUGUAGAAGUAAUAUCGAGCACAAGUACAAGCAAAAAACCACCGACAAAAGAGGAAGAAAAUGAAAAAACAAAGACUCACUCUUCGAGUUAUUACGCAAAACUGAAAGGACUGAAUGAAAGUGUAGCCUCAUGGAUAAAGGUUCACGUAGAUAAGAAUCCGUAUUGCAUAUUAACUCCGAUAUUUAGAGAUUACGAGAAAUAUUUGAAGGAGAUCACGUCAAAAGAGGAAAGCGCUAAACCUCAGACCCCGCAUGCUUCGGAACUCGCAGCACAAACCGCGACAAACGACGACAAGAAAGAUACGAACAAAAACAAACCUGACAGUUCUCCGUUCGGUAACUCGCUCGCCAAUAUAAAGACUGCUGUUUCAACCCCAGCAGCGGAUUUCAAACCGCCGGAGAAAUCAAUAUUCUCCAAUGUUGCGAGUACCAAAUCAAUAUUUGGUAAUUCAGAACAACAAAAGUUUGUAUUUGGCAGUAGUACAGAUAAUACUACUGAGAAAAAUAAAUCUAUUUUCGGAAACACAGAAUCGAACGUCGCUAGUAAAAAUAUUUUUGGCAACGCAAAUGUGGAAAGUAAUCCAUUUUUAAACAAACCUUCUGUUUCGGAGGACAAAAAACCGGACGAGGAGGAAGGGAAGCCUAAAACAAAGCCGGUAGCUCCCACCUUUCCGAUUUCCACUUUCAGCUUUGGACAGAGUUCCACCAACAAUGUGACUGCUGGAUUUAGUUUUGGAGGUGCGAAGCCAUUCACAUUUGCUCCUCAAUCGGUCAAAUCAGAGGUACAAGAUUCCGAGGACAAAGGGGAGAGUGAAAACAAAGAUGAUGACGAUGAAGAACCGCCGAAACCUGACUUCAAGCCGGUAACUGAAGAAGGUGCUAUUUACGAACAAAGAUGUAAGGUCUUUGUGAAGAAAGAUGGCAAUUAUAGCGAUAGAGGUGUCGGGAUGUUGUAUUUGAAACCGACUCCGAACGGAAAGAUGCAAUUAAUAGUACGCGCCGACACUUCUCUGGGUAACUUAUUACUCAACACGUUGUUGACUUCAAGCAUUCCAACUAAGCUUAUGAAUAAGAACACGAUAAUGUUGGUCUGCCUGCCGUUGCCCGAUUCAACGCCGCCGCCAGUUCCAGUGUUGUUGAGAGUGAAAACUAGUGAGGCUGCGGACGAACUACUUGAAACAUUGAAUAAACAUAAAAAAUAAACGAUAAAUUAAAUAUAUAUAUAUAUAUAUAUACUUGUAAAUGUGCAAAGUUCUGCAGACAUAUUUCCUCAUCGUUAUUAACUACUAUAAGAGUCUUGCUCUUGAACCUUAUUUAUUCUGACAAAACUCAUGACGAUCAGAAAAAAAAA
Molecule: messenger RNA, 1986 nt
Organism: Pseudomyrmex gracilis
Lineage: Eukaryota; Metazoa; Arthropoda; Insecta; Hymenoptera; Formicidae
Gene: Nup50
Product: nuclear pore complex protein Nup50
Exons: 5
Coding region: 263-1837 (524 amino acids)
Biological process (GO): protein import into nucleus
Cellular component (GO): nuclear pore
Source: RefSeq, a predicted model, not a curated record